Fraxinus pennsylvanica is the source of this 498-nucleotide messenger RNA. The record is from the annotation of a GenBank genome assembly. Lineage: Eukaryota; Viridiplantae; Streptophyta; Magnoliopsida; Lamiales; Oleaceae.
AUGUCUGCGGCACCAUCAGCGCCGCCGGAGCCAGAGGCAAUGUCUUCUCAUUUUGAUCAACGGCAAACGCCAGUCACUGGAGUCCCAGUCUCGAUAAAUGUUGCCGAUAAGCCCGUUUCGAAAAAGACUCCAGGGCGGUGGUCCACCGGUUUGUGUCAUUGCUUUCACGAUCUUAGCAGUUGUUGCUUAACAUGCUGGUGUCCAUGUGUAACAUUUGGUCGGAUUGCAGAAAUUGUGGACAGAGGAUCAACAUGUUGUUCGUGUCUGUAUUCGUGCUUCUAUAGGUCCAAAUUGAGGGGACAGUAUUUUUUGGACGAGAGCCCGUGCACUGAUUGCUGUGUUCAUUGUUGUUUUGAGACUUGUGCCUUGUGCCAAGAGUAUAGGGAGCUCAAGAACCAGGGUUUUGACAUGUCUAUAGGGUGGCAUGGGAAUAUGGAGAGGCAGAAACGAAAAGCAGCUGCAUUAGGUCCAUCUGUGCAACAAACUAUGCAGCGGUAG